Messenger RNA from Ornithodoros turicata, 2115 nucleotides. RefSeq names its product atlastin-2-like. The transcript is spliced from 13 exons. Lineage: Eukaryota; Metazoa; Arthropoda; Arachnida; Ixodida; Argasidae. Bases 40 to 1548 code for a protein of 502 amino acids. Gene Ontology annotation, molecular function: GTP binding; GTPase activity. The record is from RefSeq and is a predicted model, not a curated record.
UUUUCCUGGAUAACAGUGUACCAUCUGAUUAGCAAAUACAUGUUCCCGCACUUACGCAUCCCAGGAAUGAAAAUGCCUACACAUAGAAGAUUUACGGGCAACGGGGCGGAGCUACGGGACUCGACGGCAUGUCCAGUCGUCGUGCGUCCACAGCAUGAUCCCAAUUGCUUCGAACUUCGGAGUGAUAAAUUAUCAAGUCUUCUCACCAACAGCGAUAUUGCAGACCUCCCUGUGGUAGUCUUGUCAGUCGCAGGGGGCUUCCGACUCGGAAAGUCCUUUCUUCUCGGAUUCUGUAUCAGGUUCCUGGAACACCUAGGGAUGUCGUCAGACCCAUCAGAUUGGAUGGACGAGGAGAAUAUACCAUUGACGGGCUUUUUUUGGAGGUACGGCAGCGAAAGAGAGACCACUGGUAUUCAGAUUUGGGGAAAAGUGUUCAAGGUGAAGACGCGAAAAUACGGGCUCGUGGCAGUCGUUCUGAUGGACACCGAAGGCUCAUUCGACAGCAGGUCCACGAUGGAAGGAAAUGUCACAAUUUUCGCAAUGAGCAUGCUACUGAGUUCUAUCCAAGUGUACAACAUGACCAAACAAAUAACUCAAUGCAAUCUGGAACACCUGGAGCUAUUUGCGGAGUAUGCCAGUAUGGCUAAAAGUGCUUGCGGCAAGAACAAAGAAGUGUUUCAGAAGCUCCUGUUCCUCAUUCGUGACUGGCAGUAUCCAGGAGAGAAGCCAUUUGGACUGGAAGGAGGACGAGCGUUGCUUCACCCUUUUCUUCAAAGGGAUCCCACACUUCCACGUGAAGUAUCCGAGCUGCGUGAAAAAAUCAGAACCAGCUACAGCGAGAUGGCAUGUUUCCUCAUGCCCAGACCUGGUGACGCGGUGGAGAACAAGAGUUUCGACGGAAGGCUUCAUGAUAUAUCUCAAGAUUUUAAGUAUCACCUGAAGAAGCUUGUGCAUUAUCUUCUUUCGCCCGAAAGGCUUGUUCCAAAAAAUAUCAAUGGAAGAAUUGUCACCUGCAAGGAGCUCGUGUGCAUGUUUCAGACUUAUUUCAACGUCUUCAAACGAAAAAAACUCCCGGCACCCAUGACAGUCUUCAACGCAACUGCAUUAGUAAACAAUAAGCGGGUCAUCGAAGAAAUCGUCAAUUACUAUGACACCGAGAUGGAAAAGAUUGCCUGGAUGGAUGAAUUUCCCGAAUGUGACACUGACAUUGAAACUGAACAUGAUACACUGAUGAUGGAGUGCUUGUCACUGUUCGAGAACGAACCCAAGCUGGGAAGUCACGACACAGAGCUUCGGGAACAUCUCGUGAAGGUUCUCACUGCUCGCUACGACAGGCGCCAACGUAUUCGCAAACAGUUGAGGGAGCGUAACGACGAGAUGGUGCCCAUUCGGAUAGAUAGAGAACAGGCUCGGCGUUGUUAUGAAGAAACCAAAAGGGCGAUUGAAGAGGAGUAUGCGAGACGUAGAGAAGAGAUGGAAGAAAGACACCGCAGAGAUGUGGAACAGAUCCAGCGAUCACGACGCGAUCCCACUUGCGUUAUCCUUUGACAGUUUGAGGCGAGCACGCUCUGCUCUCUGUGAACUAUUCAAUCAGGAAAUACUCAGGCAGCACUGUUAUGUUGGUAUUGGUUGUGCGACUGCUUGGUCUUGCCCCUGUUGCACUGGGAUAGUUCGUAUGGCGAUAUUGAUCCAGUUUGGCUACUGCAGCCCGGCUCAGUUUGGAUCAGUAUCGCAUGCCGUCACUGAACUCUGCCAUUGCCAAGAUGGUUACGAUCACGCAAAUCUUUACCAUAAUUUCGUUAACUUUUACCUGCAACGUACCCAGUGUCAGCCAUGGGUGUUCUAGCCCACGCACGAGAAUCACUUUAAACUUUGUACAAAAACAUUGCUGGGUUACUAGACGCCCGAUGAGUUACUAGACUUCGUAAUGCAGCCUUUAGGUUUGUGUUUUUAAUUCUCAGUGAAUAUUUUUUUUGUUAAGGUAUGUUCUUUACAUUAUCUACUAUUGUGUGGAAGAGCCUGCUCGUUCCCUACUUCACCUCCGGUGCUUAAUAUUGUCUAUGUUUAUGACUGCCGGUGAAAAUACAUCUUGAAAUUAAAAAAAAGAAAAAAAGA